UGCUUUGGAAUUCACCCCCUUGUUGCUAUAACACCCUUAAAAUUUGAUCGAAAAACUGUCAAAAAUGGCCGAACGUAUCAUCCCCCUAAGCACCACUUUAGUCAAAUACGACAAUCCCGUCCUUGUUACGAAACAUGAGGAGAAAAAACCAGCCCUUGCCAAGGAGCGUUCGGGUGAAGAAUCGCACACUAGGGCGAAAUCAGCGGCGAUUUUAACCGACGCACGGCGUGAAACUGAAGAAAUUCUUAAUACGAUCCUCCCCCCCAAAGAAUGGGAGGAAGAAGGCCAGCUGUGGAGGCAGAAUGUCUCCACCACCCCUGCAACGAGGCUAGACGUUAUCAACUUGCAGGAGCAGCUAGAUAUGAGGCUACAACAGCAACAGGCGCGCGAGACUGGCAUAUGCCCCGUCCGACGCGAGUUAUAUACACAGUGUUUCGACGAAAUCAUCCGACAAGUGACAAUCAACUGUGCCGAGCGUGGCCUACUGUUACUACGCGUUCGGGACGAAAUGCGCAUGACAAUUGAAGCCUACCAGGCCUUGUAUUGCAGCAGUAUUGCGUUUGGAAUGCGAAAAGCGCUACAAGCAGAACAGGGGAAGUCCGAUUUGCAGCAGGAUGUUGAUGAUUUGAAGCGGGAAAAACAGGAAUUAGAGCAUCAAAUCAUUGAAUUGAAGCAAAGGGCGGAACAAGCCGACCGUAGAGCGGCCGAAACGAGACUAGCCGAAGAGAGAAAACAUACCGAAGAAAUAGCCUUCUUGAUGAAAACUAACCAGCAAUUAAAAACGCAACUCGAGGGCAUCAUAGCGCCGAAGAAAUAGUACAAUUUCUUUUAUUUAAUAAAGUUUUUUCACUCUU
Molecule: messenger RNA, 854 nt
Organism: Tribolium castaneum (red flour beetle)
Lineage: Eukaryota; Metazoa; Arthropoda; Insecta; Coleoptera; Tenebrionidae
Gene: Dnali1
Product: Dynein axonemal light intermediate chain 1
Exons: 3
Coding region: 65-817 (250 amino acids)
Cellular component (GO): filopodium; axoneme
Molecular function (GO): dynein heavy chain binding
Source: RefSeq, a predicted model, not a curated record